CGACGCCAAGCCAGAAAGAGUGAGUGGAGCAAGAGGCGAGAACCAGUUAGCGUUGAGCCUGUCACUGGUUGUCAGCCCAUCGCUUUCUUUACUUGAGGUAGAAUAAUAAAUAUAAAGCUCGUUUUGACUUUCCCACCCGUCUCACCUUGAUCCUUUCGCCUCCUAUCUUGCUCCUAUCAAGCUAUUCUCUCCCCAGUCUUUCGUUUUCAUCUCGAGUCUACAUCUUUACUCGAAUACACUCGUUCAACUCAAGACUCACCCAAACAACAUCCUCCAAAAUGUCUACCACCACCACCUCCGUCGCCGCCAGCGCCACCGCCUGCAACACCUUGUCCUACUGGCAGGUCCCCGUCGAGGAUGCCGCCUGUGUUCUCCCCAAGACCGGAAACUACUCCGACGUGAUGGACAAGUGCUGUACCCCCGCCAAGGUGACCGAAUUCGACAACGGCUGCGGCCUCUACUGUCUCGCCCAAGGCCAGAGUGUCGGCGACCUCAAGGACUGCCUGCGCAAGGAGGGCGCCCAGGACGGCCGCGAGUUCUACUGCAAGGGCAACGAUACCGCCACAGCCACGGCCUCCGCCCCGUCCUCCACCAAGACUGGCGACAAGACCGGUACUUCCACCGGCAGCGGCGCCUCCUCUACCUCCUCCGACAGCGCCGGCUAUGCCAUCCAGCCUGCUGUCUCCAAGGGUGGACUUGGUCUCUUGGCUAUGGUCUUCUGCUCGGCUUUGAUGGGUGUUAUUGCCUAGAUACUUUUUCCUGGUGGUUGGCUUCUGGUAAAUAAUGGGAGGGAUCUGUCUAUGUGCUUGUUUUCUCGGCGAUUCGUCUUGCGAUGCAUCGGGCAGGACAUAUUUAAUACCCUUAUGAUAUGACCUGCUGUAUUAUAAUUUUUUUCAUGGUUUGGAUGUCGGUCGGGAUUGACCUGGGCUAUUCUAUUCUAAUUUCGACAAGUGAAAAUUUUGAUCUUUUAUCUGAAACUUGACGUACUCCGUAAAUAUGGAAACUCGAAACCGAGGAAUUUGGUGUUUUCCAGAUAAGGUAUGAUUGACGGCUGUCGAGUCAUGGUCCACUUUUAGACUUGCCGACUGCCGGAUCCUCGGUCGCAUUGUCUUGUCUGGAAUGGAAGAUCUUUGUUUCUAUGGAAUUGUAGAGAGUCGCACAAAGGGUACAUGCAAAUGUACC
Aspergillus pseudonomiae is the source of this 1182-nucleotide messenger RNA. RefSeq lists its product as uncharacterized. The transcript has a single exon. Bases 279 to 749 code for a protein of 156 amino acids. Lineage: Eukaryota; Fungi; Ascomycota; Eurotiomycetes; Eurotiales; Aspergillaceae. The record is from RefSeq and is a predicted model, not a curated record.